Molecule: messenger RNA, 1212 nt
Organism: Abrus precatorius (Indian licorice)
Lineage: Eukaryota; Viridiplantae; Streptophyta; Magnoliopsida; Fabales; Fabaceae
Exons: 2
Coding region: 1-1212 (403 amino acids)
Source: RefSeq, a predicted model, not a curated record
AUGGGAUGUCGUGAGGAGCAUAAGUUGGUUUAUGCCACCUAUACGUUGGGAGGAGAAGUAGAGGACUGGUGGAGGUUUGCCAGUCAAACUCUGCCACAAGAAGAAGGGUACAUUCACUGGAAAGCUUUUAAGGCAUGUUUCUUAGGAUACUAUUUCCCUAGAGACUUAAAGAAACAAAAGGCCUGGGAAUUCAUUGAGUUGAAGCAAGGAAAUAUGUCUGUGGAGAAAUAUGCUGCGAAAUUCCAUGAGCUGACUGAUUUUCCAACCUUGAUAAGCAAAUGCCGAAUCUUUGAGGCCAAUUCCAAAGGCAAGACCAUAGAUAGCCAGAUUGGAGGACUAGUGAGACAAGACCCAAGGCUUCCAAGGUUUCCUAAAGGGCCUUACUCUAGUGCUAAUCAGUCUCAGUCAAGGGGGACUGCAUUUCGUGGAGGUAGUAGUAGUGGUUCUAAUCUUUCAAGAGGACUGUUGAGAUAUUUUAGAUGUGGAGGACCUCAUAUGGUGAGAAAUUGCUCCCAGCCACCAUCAACUUAUGGUAUUUGUGGGAAGACGAGGCACUCAGCGAAUAACUGUUGGUUAGCUUCUCAACAGAGUAGGAGUGUAAGUGGAAGCAACAGACCUACAUCCAGAGCAAGUAGUGGAAUGAAACCGAAUGUGCAAGGCAAGGUUUUUGCCAUGAGUAGAUCUAAGGCGUUCAAGUUUGAUGAAUUGAUUAGAGGUAAAUGCAUCAUUAAUGUUAGACUUUGUGAUGUCUUGUUUGAUUCUGGUGCCACGUAUUUCUUUAUUUCUAUGGAUUAUGUGAACUGUGUUGGGUUACCAAUAUCUUCCCUUGCAUGUAAUGUUGUUGUGUCCACUUCUACAGCUAAGUCUGUUGUAACUUCUUCUGUAUGCUUAGGCUGCUCUGUAAUGGUUCAUAGUAGGAAUUUUUGUAUAGACUUAAUCUGUUUACCGCUUUCUCAACUUGAUGUUGUUUUGAGCAUGGAUUGGCUAUCAUCCAAUCGUGUUCUGUUAGAUUGUAAGGAGAAAGUUUUAAUUUUUGAUGAUGAUACACUGGGAAACUCUAAACUCCUAAGUAUGAGUGAAGCGAGAAACACAGUUGAAACUAAGGCUUUCAUGGUAUUGUUCUCUGCUGAGAUUGAUAAGACCAUGAAAGCUGAGUAUAUUCCAAUAUUGCAAGAUUUUCUGGAGGUUUUUCCAGAAGAUGUAACAAAAUAG